AUAUUCUUUACAGCGAUGGUAAUCUGAAUGAUAGAAUAAAAAAGCUGAUCGUUUGAGCUUUUGAUUUUUGAUCGAUGAGAGCAAAGAGAGAACAAGCAGAAUAAAUAUAAAAAAAUUUCAUGCUCUUCUCUAUAGCACAAUAGCAGCAACGGAACACGAAGAACAAAGCCAUGAAGAACAGCGAUAACAGCAGUUCAAGUCUCGAUUCAAGAUUCAACCAGACCCUCAAAAAUGUCCAAGGGUUGCUCAAAGGUCGCAGUAUUCCUGGUAAAAUAUUACUGACUAGGAGAACAGAUCCACCAGAGGAUCCAAACUUACAUGAACGCACUCCUAGUUUUGGAAGGAGCUUCUCAGAAAAUGAUGCUGGUACAAGUGAUCAAAUGGACACGUCGAUGGGGUCUGAAGCCCGGAGUACAAGCAAACUAAAUAGCAAUUCAACUACAACCAAGUUGAAACCUUCGUACUCCAACAUUGAGAUUGCUUCCAAAGAUGUUCAGAAGUCCCCCAUGGGGGCUAGAGCUACAGAUUCUGCAAGAGUUACAAAGUUCACUAAGGAGCUAUCUGCAACAACAGUUAUAUUAGAGAGAUUGCGUGAGUUAGCUUGGAGUGGUGUACCACCAUAUAUGCGCCCCACCAUUUGGAGGCUUCUCUUGGGAUAUGCACCACCUAAUUCAGAUAGAAGGGAGGGGGUUUUGAGAAGGAAGCGGCUCGAGUAUCUUGAUUGUGUGGCUCAGUUUUAUGACAUUCCAGAUACUGAACGUUCAGAUGAUGAGGUCAACAUGCUUCGCCAGAUAUCUGUUGAUUGUCCAAGAACUGUACCUGAUGUCACUUUCUUCCAACAAGAACAAGUUCAGAAAUCCUUGGAGCGCAUUCUUUAUACAUGGGCAAUUCGACAUCCUGCAAGUGGAUAUGUUCAGGGAAUAAAUGAUCUUGCUACGCCCUUUCUGGUUGUUUUCUUGUCUGAAUACUUGGAAGGAGACAUCGAUAACUGGUCCAUAUCUGAUCUACCUGCAGAUAAAAUCUCUGACAUAGAGGCUGAUUGUUAUUGGUGCCUGUCGAAGUUGCUAGAUGGCAUGCAAGACCACUACACUUUUGCUCAACCUGGGAUACAGAGACUUGUGUUUAAGUUGAAGGAAUUGGUUAGACGGAUUGAUGAACCUGUUUCAAGGCAUAUGGAGGAGCAAGGGCUUGAAUUUCUUCAAUUUGCUUUUCGCUGGUUCAAUUGUCUUUUAAUACGUGAGAUCCCUUUUCAUCUUGUUACCCGCCUGUGGGAUACUUACCUUGCUGAAGGAGAUGCAUUGCCAGAUUUCCUAGUGUACAUAUACACCAGUUUUCUUUUGACGUGGUCAGAUAAGCUUCAGAAACUUGAUUUCCAAGAGUUGGUGAUGUUUCUUCAACACCUUCCAACUCACAACUGGACGCACCAAGAGCUGGAGAUGGUACUUUCUAGAGCAUAUAUGUGGCACAGUAUGUUCAACAGCUCCCCCAGCCACUUAGCUAGCUAGAGAGGAAGUAACAUUACCUCCCUAUUAACAGCCUCAAUUCAAUUUCCCUUUCAAUACUUUUUUUUUUGGGUUGCUCAAAACAGUUUGUCAUCCUCAAAUGUAUGAUUUCUCAUUGUAGUAUAGAGGUGAUCAACCAUUUCUGUCCCAUGUGUGGUUGUGUAACAUUUUUGUAUUCUCUAGCAUUGUACAUUUACCAUUGACUAAUGACUCGAGAAAGAAAAAGAAUCUAUGUAUAACAAUUGGUUGAAGUUGAUAAAUGGGAGUUACCGGCAUCAUGUAACAA
Molecule: messenger RNA, 1788 nt
Organism: Hevea brasiliensis (rubber tree)
Lineage: Eukaryota; Viridiplantae; Streptophyta; Magnoliopsida; Malpighiales; Euphorbiaceae
Product: GTPase-activating protein GYP1
Exons: 10
Coding region: 171-1505 (444 amino acids)
Biological process (GO): activation of GTPase activity
Molecular function (GO): GTPase activator activity
Source: RefSeq, a predicted model, not a curated record